Molecule: messenger RNA, 5628 nt
Organism: Hemibagrus wyckioides
Lineage: Eukaryota; Metazoa; Chordata; Actinopteri; Siluriformes; Bagridae
Gene: cfap43
Product: cilia and flagella associated protein 43
Exons: 38
Coding region: 50-4945 (1631 amino acids)
Biological process (GO): sperm axoneme assembly; cilium assembly
Cellular component (GO): axoneme
Molecular function (GO): protein binding
Source: RefSeq, a predicted model, not a curated record
CCUAGCUAGAACUAUAGCACCGAGCACGGGCUGGACAGUUCAUUCUACAAUGGAAGUUUCAGGAAGUUUGGAAGUGAGGUGGGUACAGGGGUUCACUAGCAGCGAUGUUGCAUUUCUGGAUGAAGAAACAGCCUGCUACCCUUGUGGAAAUUACAUUGUCUUCCUCAAUGUGAAGACAAAAACAAGAAAAGUGCUUCAGAGCCCUGGUCAUGGCAUCGGGGUCUUCAGUGCAAAUGGACAUUGCAGAACUCUUGCUUUUUCUGAGCAAAAACGUUUUCCAUCCAUUUUUGUGUAUAGAUACCCUGAGCUUAGCCUGAGAUGUGAUCUUAAAGGCACAGCUAAACUGGCUUACACAGCCCUUGCACUGAGUGACACUGCUCAGUAUUUAGCCAGCUGCUCAUCUUUACCUGAUUAUACCAUCACUGUAUGGAACUUGGAAACAGGGAAUUCAAUUUGCAGCAAUCGACUGGCUGAAGAGAAUGUCACAACGCUGCUUUUCAAUCCAGUGAGCUGCCAGCAAAUCUGUGCUGUGAAUCCAAAGUCACUAACACUGUGGAAUAUUGAAAGAUGCAACCAAGUCCAUAUUAUGAACCCCAGUGUUAUUGAUCUACCUGCCAUUGACGGCUCUGUAGUUGAGAAAGAGGAUGACGAUUCUUACAUCCCCACUUGGAAGCUGACAUACUCUGGCCCUCAGAUGCCCACAUCAGCUAUUCGAGUGAAGCCUCGACUCAGUCCCAGUGCCAUCUGCUGGUCAGUUUCCUCAGAUCUAUAUGUUGGGACUAAAGAAGGUUUCCUGCUGCUAGUAAACACUGAAAGUCUGUUUGUCUCUAUCCUUUACAACCCUCAUAUCAAUCAAAGUCCCUCAGAUUAUUGUGAGAGCUCAGGGAUUCAGCAAGGCAGUUUCCAGAGUUUGGCACUUGACAGUAAAGGAGUAUUUGCUACAGGACCUGAUGGUGUUUUGCGAACCCUCAGGAUUAAAGGGAACCAAGUGGAAGUGGUGGAAACUUUGACUUUAGUGGAACCAAUCUCAUGUUUGUGCUUUUCACCUGACUAUGAAACUUUGCUGCUGUCUUCAACCAGUGGACGCAUUUACAAGUACAAUCCAGGACUUACAAAUGAAGUUGACAAAGUUCUGGAUGUAUUGUGUGGAGACUUUAUUGCUGCUGCUCCAGUAUACACUGAAACAAACUUCUGUGUGUCAGUCAGAGAGUCUGGGGAGCUGCAGCUAUGGUCACUGGACAGUGGAGAUUGCAUUGCAUCUAUUUCUCUACAGACAAAAGUGAUCUGCUUGGCAUGUUGCCCAGUAGCACAGUAUGUUGCUGUAGGAGCAGUGACAGGCCAGGUCCUGUUUGUGGAUCUGACAAGGGCACAGAGACCUCGACUGGUUCACACUGUCCAGCUGUACCAUAUACCUGUAGAGCAUUUAGUUUUCGACCAAGGGGCAAAUUUUUUGAUUACAGGAGCAUUUGAUUCACGCAUAUUUUUGCUGGAUGCAAGACCAUCUAAAGCAUUUGAGAUUAUUGGAUACACUGACGCUAUGGGUGCCCCAGUGAGUCUGUCAACCCAGUACCAGGUAGAGAGCGAGCAGGUGGACAUGCUGGUGCUCUGUAAUAGUGAGAAGAAGAACAGGACAGAUAAGGAACAUAAGGAAGGGAAUCUGAUCAUGUUGCUGUCAGUGUCUACACAGCAGAUUUCAGAUACAGCAAAUCGUGUGGAUGCUCAUGGCUGCCUGCGAGAGCAAGUUAUUCAGAGCUGUGUGUAUGAGAUCCCACACUCUCUUUCCUCAUGUGUUCUGGGUACCAAAACAAUCUUUGGUUAUUGCCACCAGAAGAAAGUUCUGCAGAGAUUCCAACUACCAGAGAGUGUGGAUAAAAUGUCCAGCAACCAGAAAGCAGUUAGAAUGAGUCCAGAAAUGGAAGUAGAGGGUCAUCCUCUUGGCCCUGCAUUACUGUGUCUCUCACCUCAUCAGAGCUGGCUGGCAUCUGUUGGAAAAGAUGGGCUGAUUCGCAUCCAUGACAUCACCACUCUGGAUACCUAUGUGCAAAAGCAGUGCCACUCUUGGUGGUUGGGAGGAAUUCGGUCUAUAUCUUUCACCACUGACAGUCUGACUCUUAUCACUACUGGCCUCCGAGAUGGCUCUCUGGUCUGCAGCAGGCUCAGUUUAAAGAUGGCUGCAGCUACCCAAGAUGGCCUGUCUUUUGUGGCCAACUUUGAAGAUAAAAUGUCACAAGAGAACCCCAUCCUCAGUGACAUGGUUGACUGGGAUCCACCAUCACAGGCACCAGUAGAGGUCAGUAAUGGGAGCCAAAUAACAUAUAAUAUAACAGACAAGAAAGAGGGUUAUAACAAUCUGCCUUCUGCAUCUCCGUGCAAUUCCACAUGGCUGGAUAAUAAACUAAAUACAGUACUCACAGAGGAGAGCCAGCUGUUUGCAGAGACCGGGAGGAGUCUUAAGAAGAGUGUAGCAGAACUUCAGGAGAUAAUCCAGGCUAUGAUGCAGGAGAAUGAGAAGCUGCCAGACAUGGAGAAGCUGGAGCUGCUGGAGUUUAACCUGGACGUGGACGAGCUACAGAGACUCCAAGAACUAGGAGAGCAGGAGGUCGCCAAGGUGAGAAAGGAGAUUGAGCUGGAGAACCUGGCAAAAAGUUAUCUGCGGGACGUUCUCAAGAAAAAGUACUGGGACUCCAUGAGUGUGAAAGGGAAGGUCAUUAAGGCCUUCCACUCAGGGUGUGAAGUGGAGAACUUUCCCAUGAAUGAACGGACAGUAAAGGAACUAGAAGAGCUUUCCAGGGUAGAGGCCAUUCGAGAGAUGGAAAAGGCCGACACUAGUGCACCAUUAGAGAAAGACGAGAAGGAUAAAGGGCAUGAGGUGGAGAGCUUAGAGUUUACAGGUAGUCUGAGCGCUCAAUAUGGAGGUUCUAACCCUCACCUGUACAGCCAGUUCGAUCUGCAUACAAGAGACCAGAAGAUGAACCAGAUCAUCCUGCUACAGGAUGUUAUUUACAAAGUGAAGACAGCUUUCAAUACAGAGUUUGAGGCUGUGUACAAACAGAAGGAGCAAGAGAUCAGCCGCAUAAGAAACAGGAACAAGCGCAUUGCAGAUAUUAUGAGUAAGCUGAAGCUGCAGGAGACCCUAUGGGAGCCCACACUGUCCGACAACGAGAGACCAGAGAGAGCUCUCACUGUCUCUGACUCUGAGAACAAGGUUGAGAAAUACCUGACACCUGAGCAGAGGCAGAGAGAGGAGGAGCAGAGGAAGGAAGAGGAGCAGAAGCGGCUUGGAGAAAAGGGGGACAAUCUCAGAGAACGGGCUUUGGAUGAUAUGAUGGAUGGAAUUCUCGAGGUCAAAAAAGAGGACCUCCUGAAAAUGGAAGUGCCAGCACCAGAAUUUAUAGUUAAGCCUGAGCUCCAGUGGACAGAGGAAGAAAGAAGAAGAUACAAAGAGCAUGAGAGACAAGCAAAGGAGCUCAGGGAAGAACAAGAGAAGUAUAGAAAGACCUUGGAAGCAGAAGUGAAGAAACUGCAGGCAUCCAUUAAAGAUGCCACCCAGGCCUUUGAUGACAUACUGAUCAAGCUGUUUGAAAGGAAAGUGAAAUCAGAAAUGGCUUUAUACCAGGCAAAACUAAAGAUUGCCAAUCUGGUUCUUUCCAUAAUAACUGAGGAACAGAUGCUGGACAGAGAGGAAGAGCUGAUCUACAGACUGGAGAAGGCACAAACUGUUGAGAAUGAAAUUAGGAAGAGGUUGAAUAAUCACAGAGAGGAUGUAGAGGCCUUUCAGGAGACGUAUGAUAACACAGUCGCAGAAGAUAAACUUCUUGACAGUGGAUUUCGCAAAGAGUUUUGUGAUGUCCCUGGACACAUUGUUGACCAGCUCUACAAGCUUUACAAGCGCAGACCCAGGAUUCAGAUUAUGAGGAGACAGAUAGACAAGACAGGCUCAUUAAAGGAAUCUCCUGUGUUGAGUCAAGCAGCAACAGAAGGACUCUCUCAGAUAAUGAAGGCCAUGGAGGAGUUAGAUGCGCCACAGAACAUGCCUGAGGGUCUGGACCCAGCCGUGUGGGAGAGAUUCUGUCUGGCCAGAAGGACCAAAGUAGAGAGUGAGCAGAAGGUGAAAAUGAAGGCGUUGAUGUUAGCAGAGAUGCAAACCUUUCUGCAGAAGAGAAUAGAUGAGGAGGAGAAGGCACAAAUGGAAAUCAAGAACCUUGUUGAUGAGCUUAAUUGCCUGCGAGAAGAGAGUUCGAGGUUCUGCCUUGACGUUAUGGUACAGCUCCUGUUAAAACAGGGCCAGGUUGAGGUGGAGAAUGAAGAUUUUGCUGCAGACUACUCAGACUCUUUGUUGCUACACCGUAAUGUUGUGGAGGACCUGAACAGCACCAUCAGGGAUUUAGGAGAGCAGAAGAUUGCCAGCAUGGUGGAGUGCAAAGACCUUCAUAUAAGAAUUAUUCAGCAAGAAUGGGAGUAUAAGAGGAUGAGUAUGCAGAUUGAAGAUCUCAGAAACAAAGCCAGAGACAUUCAGAUGCUGCAUCUGUCUCAAGAAGUACAAGAGUACUUAACAGAGCCAGACCAUGACAACAGAAUGUCCAAGAAGGUAUCUACUCUGGAGAAGACAAUAGCAUUUCAAGAGAAGACUUAUACAAAGAAUGUUGAGGGUUGUAAGAAGCUGAUAAAGGAGAUGAACAGACAAGUCGAAAUGAAGAAAGAGAUCAAUGCAGCUUUAGAUCUGCAGCUGACAAGCAUGCAAAUGGAUGUUGCAGAAAGAAGAAACAUCAGUGAGACCACAGCACUGGAAGAGAAUCAAGAGCGUGAAGCUAAUCAACGCUAUCAAAACAUCCUUCUGAGAAAGAACCUUGUGGACUUGGCCAAAGCACAGGAUAUGGAAAUAGCCGUACUGAGCACUGAGCUGGAAUGCAUGCGCAUGAAGACGUUUCCUGCUCUUUCUCAAUAAAACAUAUCUGAUAGAGAACACUGAAUACCAAAUUCUGUUAUUCACUCUUCACAAUCACAUUUACAUCCAAAAGAGGAAAGGCACUUCAAAACAUGAAAUAAACAGAGUGAAAAAAUGUAGAAUAAAUCUGACAGGUUGCUCUGGUUUGUCUCUUCAGUUACAUAUAUAAUCUUAUAAACCUAAUUUGAGACAGGCUGUUACAGUGAUCACCAAUGGGGUGCUGUGAUGCUAUACAAUUUUCUUUAUUAAAGUACGACAGACUACAAUCUUUUUAGAAGGUUAUAGUUCUACUUAAUGCUGAUAAAAUAUAAAUUAUUAUCUGUCAUUACAGCAGCAUUACAACAUUACAGCAGAUAUAAAUCGUCUUUGUGGCAUACGUUGCAAUUCCACUCUAACACACUGGAAUAUCAAGAACCAAAUUUUCACAAUAUUAAAGAUUGUUAGUAUGUUGCAGCUGGGAAUAUGAGGGAUAAAACAAUGAUGUUAUAAGAAAAUAAUCAACUUCAGGGUAGUAACAACUCUCCACAAUCACACCACUCCAUCACUCAUUAAUGUCUUAUACCAGCUUAGAGUCUUAUAACAGUAUUGAUGAGAUAAGACCAACACCUAGAGAAGCUUGAAGAAAUCAGAAAUAACAACCUUUUUAACAGUAGUGGUCAAAGUACACAUCUCCUGUACUUAAG